This is a messenger RNA of Daphnia magna, 1618 nucleotides long. RefSeq names its product glutamate receptor U1. Gene Ontology annotation, molecular function: ligand-gated monoatomic ion channel activity. The record is from RefSeq and is a predicted model, not a curated record. The transcript is spliced from 9 exons. Gene Ontology annotation, cellular component: membrane. NCBI's taxonomy places the organism in Eukaryota, Metazoa, Arthropoda, Branchiopoda, Diplostraca, Daphniidae. Bases 60 to 1451 code for a protein of 463 amino acids.
GUGGAAGCCUUACUUCUAUGGACACACUGGUCUUCUAAACAGAUACACACUGUCGACUAAUGAUGAUUUUUAUCGACAAUCCUUCACGAUACAAGUUGCUUGUUAAUGUUAUUCUUUUAGGUACAUCAGCUUUUUUGGUAGGUCCAACUAGCAUGACUACUCACAGAACCAAAAAUCCUCGCCUAUCGUUGUACCAGUUGCACUUGCUUAUUUCAAGUACUAGGAGCCCUUUGGUAAAAAUUCCUGAAAUGGCCGUCAUCAAUUAUGGGAUAAUUGAGAAAAUUGUGCUAGACAUUUUAGCAAGUCAUCUUGGUUUCACGUAUGACAUUAUUCCUCCGCGGGACAUUUUAACAGCCGGUUUUCUUCAGCCGAACGGUUCCUGGACUGGAACAACUGGCCAAUUGCAACGCAAGGAAGUUGAUAUGUGUGUGACUUUGAGUGCAGCAGCACCCAGUAAGUCGAAGAUACUCGAUGUUUCUUAUCCCGUGGUAUAUGCAAAUUCAGCUAUAAUUAUCCCUUUUCCAAAAGAAGCUAGCAGAGCAUGGUUUGGUAUAUCAUCAUUUCAGUUUUCGGUUUGGAUUGCCAUUUUAGUUACUUUUAUUGUUACCACUGUGGUUUCGUGGAUACUCGUCCGCGUCAACAGUUCAAGACUGGGCGUUAAGGCUCCCACUUUGGGUUACUGGGUUGUUUUCUAUUUCGGUUUGUGGACAUCCCAAGGUACUACUCCGAGAGGUUCCUCAAUACCGUUUCGAAUAGUUUGUUUUGUUACCAUAUUUGGCAUUUACAUCGCCAUGAAUUACUUUACGGCGUCGUAUACUUCUAUCCUGUCGACACCUGUAUUCAAAACGGCUGUCAAUUCUAUUGAAGAUUCAGCCAAAAGCAGAACGGUUAAGACUCUACUGAUCAAAGGAUCGAGCACGGACGAGCACAUCAUGUCGUCAUCGGAUCCCACAUUUAAAAUGCUUGCUUAUCAAAUGCGACGCUAUCCUGAAAGAAGAAUCGUCAAUGCAUUGACUGUAGAUGACAUAUCCACCAUCGUAAAGGAUAAUACUGCUCUGGUCAUGGUCGAGUCCAAUGCAGAAUCUGUGAUUGAAAAUAGCUAUAAAAUGAACAGUAAAUGUCUCGUGACUCUGGCUGAGAAAACCUUCUUUGGUCGCCCGCAAGUCUUCACCUAUCCGAAGAACAGUCCGAUAGCCAAAGCAAUUGACUACGAUCUCCUGCUGUUGCAUCAAGCUGGAUUGAUUCAGUACGCCGAGAAAACUGCCAAAUCGCAGAACCGCUGCCGCGUUUCGGAUUUGGCAAACGCCCAAGCUCAAAAAAUUGCUCCACUCGGCCUGAAGGAAAUGAGUGGAUCCUUGGUCAUCGUGGGUUUGGGCAUGGCUAUAAGUUUCUUCAUUUUUAUUGUCGAAUUGAUUUUCGCAAAAAUGAAGAAAGCGUUUGCCCGAAAAUAAUGUGCAGUCAUCUUGCCUGUAGUACUACUAUAGAUCAUCUUCUCUUGUUAAACAUUUGAUAAUUACUAUUUUCUUGCAUGGUCUAAUUUGUACUACUCGACAGCAUGGAUGUUGAUUAUUGUGUAUUAAUCUGCAUUAUCGAUUACUGAUAACGUUCGGACAAUGCA